Suillus discolor is the source of this 1716-nucleotide messenger RNA. Its product is annotated as WD40-repeat-containing domain protein. Bases 1 to 1716 code for a protein of 571 amino acids. Gene Ontology annotation, molecular function: protein binding. Lineage: Eukaryota; Fungi; Basidiomycota; Agaricomycetes; Boletales; Suillaceae. Gene Ontology annotation, cellular component: mRNA cleavage and polyadenylation specificity factor complex. The transcript is spliced from 7 exons. The record is from RefSeq and is a predicted model, not a curated record.
AUGGAUACAUCAAUACCAAUGCUAUUACCAUCGAGCUCAAUUCCGCGUCCACCUUCACAUCCUCAUCUAGAAUGGACACCUAAACGGUAUCUCUCUGAUCCUCAACCACCUCCCAUGGAUGAUGCAAGAGUUCUUGAGCAAGAAAUGGCUGCUGCAAGACAGCUGCAAGAUGGGAAAGCCGUAAAGAAGACAAGACCUCGGCGAACUGUUGAUUUUAAUGCGGGUAUGGGCAGGUGGAAUAUUCUACGCAAACACCGACCUAAUUCGACAUAUGUCCCCUCCAUGAGACCUGCUCCUCCCUUCAUUAUUGACCUGCUCCCACCAAUUGCAUAUCCUGGAAACUCUUCGACGUCCUUGUGCACCAAAUUUAUUCACACCUCGACCAACAAGAUUCGCUGUCCAGUCAAUGUUGUUACAUGGACUCCAGAAGGACGACGAGUACUGACAGGGUCAACAAGCGGAGAAUUUACCCUCUGGAACGGUCUCACAUUUAAUUUCGAGACCAUUCUCCAAGCCCACGAUUCCGCCGUCCGCGCCUUCCAAUUCACACACUCUGGCUCAUUCCUAGCUUCGGCAGAUCAGAAUGGAAUAAUCAAGUAUUUCCAGCCGAAUAUGAACAACUUGACUGCGUGGGCUGGCCAUCGUGAGGCUAUCCGAGGCUUGAGCUUCAGCCCAGAUGAUCGCCGCUUUGCAACGGCAAGCGAUGAUUCAACUAUCCGAAUAUGGUCGUUCGAAGAGAGUCGGGAAGAAAGUGUUCUUACAGGACAUGGGUGGGAUGUCAAGUGCGUUGAGUGGCAUCCUAGCAAAGGUCUUCUAGUAUCUGGAAGCAAAGAUAACCAAAUAAAAUUCUGGGACCCGCGAACUGGAGCGGUUCUUUCAACACUGCAUCAGCACAAAAACACAAUACAAGGCCUGGCAUGGUCUCCUAACGGCAACCUUGUAGCAAGCGCCUCCCGUGAUCAAACGGUUCGCGUCUUCGACAUCCGCGCCAUGAAAGAAUUCCGCAUCCUUAGAGGUCACAAGAAAGAAGUCUGCUCCGUGACAUGGCACCCCGUGCACCCAAUACUUGUGUCUGGCGGCUCCGAGGGUGCCGUGCUCCACUGGGACCUCGGCGGCCCAGAACCAACGAACAUGCAAUCCGUCACACAGCCCCGCGCCACGCUAUCACAAGCGCACGAUUCCAACAUCUGGUCAAUGGCCUUCCACCCCAUGGGCCAUCUCUUCGUGACCGCAUCAAAUGACCACACCACGCGUUUCUGGUCGCGCGAGCGCCCUGGAGACGCAACAUCAGUGUUCUCCGGCGGCGGCGAGAAGCCCCCAGAAAUUAUAGACAUGAGCGGGCAGGACGACGAGGACGACGCGAUGGUCCCCGGGUUCAGCUAUGGUGGCACGAAUAAGUGGUGGGGCAAGGACGAGGAUACGGCGGUUGGCUUGGGAGAUAAUAGUUAUACCCAGCGUGCGCCGUUUUCGGGCGACGAUCCGAUGGGAUCGGAUGACUUUAUUCCUGGAUUUGGAACAUCGGACAAUUUUGGAGGUGGCGCAGGUCCUUCGGCCGUCGCUCCGAAACAGAGUGGUCCGCUUCCUGGUCAGGAAGAGAUGUGGACGGCUGAUGCGAGAGGUGAGUCGAGAGGUGAGGAUUGGGGAAACCGCAGGGGUGGGUGGACAGGUCGCGGAAGGGGGUAUAAUCCCAACGGUGCUCGUAGAGGGCGGUACUGA